Molecule: messenger RNA, 2097 nt
Organism: Juglans microcarpa x Juglans regia
Lineage: Eukaryota; Viridiplantae; Streptophyta; Magnoliopsida; Fagales; Juglandaceae
Product: T-complex protein 1 subunit eta
Exons: 14
Coding region: 166-1854 (562 amino acids)
Biological process (GO): protein folding
Cellular component (GO): chaperonin-containing T-complex
Molecular function (GO): ATP-dependent protein folding chaperone; ATP hydrolysis activity; ATP binding
Source: RefSeq, a predicted model, not a curated record
CAUUCCCCGAAUAUUAGAAACUAGAAAGCGCCAGGAAAAGAAUAUAAAUUACAAAACCCUGAGCCCGAGUUGAGGUCGGAACAAACAAGAACCCUAACCUGCGCGGUCUCUCUCUCUCUCUCUCUCUCUCUCUCCCGCGGCACCUAUCCUUGACAAUCGCCAACAAUGGCGGCCAUGCUGCAACCGCAGAUCAUACUGCUAAAGGAAGGAACGGACACUUCCCAAGGAAAGUCGCAGUUGGUGAGCAACAUAAACGCCUGCACGGCAACGGCAGACGUGGUCAGGACCACGCUGGGGCCGAGGGGUAUGGAUAAGCUGAUUCAUGACAACAAAGGCACGGUCACCAUCUCCAACGACGGUGCCACCAUCAUGAAGCUCCUUGACAUUGUCCAUCCCGCCGCCAAGAUCCUUGUCGACAUUGCCAAGUCCCAAGACUCCGAGGUUGGUGAUGGAACCACUACAGUAGUUCUGCUUGCAGGAGAAUUUCUGAAGGAAGCCAAGCCUUUUAUAGAGGAUGGCGUCCACCCACAAAAUUUGAUACGGAGCUAUCGGACUGCAUGCUAUUUGGCACUGGAGAAGGUCAAAGAACUGGCUGUUAGCAUAGAGGGAAAAAGCCUAGAAGAAAAGAAAAGCUUACUUGCUAAAUGUGCUACUACAACACUCUCUUCAAAACUCAUUGGUGGGGAAAAAGAGUUUUUUGCAUCAAUGGUUGUAGAUGCUGUCAUUGCAAUUGGGAAUGAAGAUAGGCUGAAUAUGAUUGGAAUAAAGAAGGUUCCUGGUGGUAACAUGCGUGAUUCCUUUCUCGUAAAUGGUGUUGCCUUUAAAAAGACAUUUUCAUAUGCGGGUUUUGAGCAGCAGCCAAAGAAAUUUGUAAAUCCCAAGAUACUUCUGCUAAACAUUGAAUUGGAACUGAAAUCUGAGAAAGAAAAUGCGGAAAUAAGACUUUCAGAUCCAUCGCAGUACCAGUCAAUUGUUGAUGCAGAAUGGAAUAUUAUAUAUGACAAGUUGGAUAAAUGUGUACAGAGUGGGGCUAAGGUUGUUCUUUCGCGGCUGGCUAUUGGUGAUCUUGCCACACAGUAUUUUGCAGAUCGAGAUAUUUUCUGUGCUGGUCGUGUAACAGAAGAAGAUUUGCAACGGGUUGCUGCUGCGACUGGUGGAACUGUACAAACAUCUGUCAACAACAUUAUUGAUGAGGUUCUUGGAACAUGUGAGCUUUUUGAGGAAAGCCAAGUCGGAAAUGAGAGGUUUAAUAUAUUCUGUGGGUGUCCGUCGGGCCAUACAGCCACCAUAGUUCUGCGUGGUGGAGCUGAUCAGUUUAUUGAGGAAGCUGAGCGGAGUUUACACGAUGCAAUAAUGAUUGUUAGGAGGGCUAUGAAGAACUCCACUGUAGUUGCUGGGGGUGGUGCGAUAGAUAUGGAGUUAAGUCGAUAUCUUAGACAGCAUGCUCGCACAAUAGCUGGGAAAUCUCAACUUUUUAUCAACUCUUAUGCUAAAGCUCUUGAGGUUAUUCCACGGCAGUUAUGUGAUAAUGCUGGAUUUGAUGCAACGGAUGUACUGAACAAAUUAAGACAGAAACACGCACUUCAAUCUGGUGAAGGUGCAAAUUAUGGUGUGGAUAUCAAUACUGGUGGAAUUGCUGAUUCAUUUGCUAAUUUUGUCUGGGAGCCUGCAGUUGUGAAGAUUAAUGCUAUUAAUGCUGCUACCGAGGCUGCCUGCCUUAUUUUAAGCGUAGAUGAGACGGUAAAAAAUCCAAAGUCAGAGAGUGCACAGGGAGAAGCUGCUGCUAGUGCCAUGGGUGGUAGAGGACGUGGAGGUGCUUUUCCUGGUCGUGGACGUGGUAUGCGACGUCGAUGAGCACUUCAGACUUAAAUUUGGAAAGUACGAAUUCUUACUUGUGUGGCCUUUUUUAUUUUCAACCGUCAACUGUCAGGAGCGGCACAUUGUAGUUGAAAUCAAUUCCAUAUGUUUGAGCAACUUCUACUUUUUUUUUUUGGAAUUAGAAUAGUUGGUAUCCAUUUUGAGAAUCUAAUUUGUGUUUCUUGUAUUUACUUUUUUGGUUGCUGGGGAAUGAAGUGUUGAAUACUUUUUUGUGGCUUA